Molecule: messenger RNA, 6928 nt
Organism: Sinocyclocheilus rhinocerous
Lineage: Eukaryota; Metazoa; Chordata; Actinopteri; Cypriniformes; Cyprinidae
Product: DNA-binding protein RFX7-like
Exons: 9
Coding region: 347-4849 (1500 amino acids)
Biological process (GO): regulation of transcription by RNA polymerase II
Molecular function (GO): RNA polymerase II cis-regulatory region sequence-specific DNA binding; DNA-binding transcription factor activity, RNA polymerase II-specific
Source: RefSeq, a predicted model, not a curated record
UGACUGAUUAUACUCCGUGUGGGUUUCCGCUGCUGCGCAGUGCGCAUGCGCAGUCCCAGCAGCAUCAGUUCCCCAGUGGUCGCCAGAGCGAGAGGAGGUAGUGUCUGACUCUGUCUGAACCUGCAGCAGCUCCAAGUGUUUCCCUGCUCCUGAGGCUAGUGACCUCAACUGCAACCGCAAGCCAUGAAUUACCAACGUGAUCUAUUAGAGUCGAGUCCGAUUUGUCCGUGAAGUCAACAUGCGGUGAUCGUGAUGUACUAUUUACGGAGGAAAGCUGCAUUCUCCAGGUUCAGGUUAAGGCCUACUUGUUAGAUCCCCAUCCUCGUCUCAACAGAGUCGCAUCGUGAUGGCUGAUGACCAGCAGCAGUCUGGAGCUGGAGCAGUACCUUUACCUUCCGCGGUUCAAGGAAUGCAAGGGGCUGAGGCGAAUGCGUUGCAGCUAAAAAUAAAGAACUCGAUCUGCAAAACCGUACAAUCAAAGGUGGAUUGCAUUUUGCAAGAUGUGGAGAAGCUUACAGACAUUGAAAAACUCUACCUCUAUCUCAAGUUGCCUUCUGGACCAAGCAGUGGCAAUGAGAAAAAUGAGCAGAGCUCCAUGUCAUCAAGUCGUACCCAGCAGUUGCACGCAUUUAGCUGGAUUCGCAACCACCUUGAGGAACAUCCUGAAACAUCGCUGCCUAAACAAGAAGUCUACGACGAGUACAAGAGUUACUGUGAUAGCCUGGGGUAUCACGCUCUCAGUGCUGCAGACUUUGGAAAGAUCAUGAAGAACGUCUUUCCCAACAUGAAGGCACGUCGACUUGGCAUGCGAGGCAAAUCCAAGUAUUGCUAUAGUGGACUUAGGAAGAAGGCUUUUGUACACAUGCCAUCUCUUCCCAACCUAGAUCUUCACAAAUCAGGUGAUGCGUGUGAAGUGUUUGAACAUACUGGUCAACUGUCCAGUGCGGAAGAUGAGGUGCGCAUGGCCGCAUGUGGGUUGGUGUGCGAGUGGGCACAGAAAGUGCUGAGUCGGCAGUUUGACAGCGUUGAGGAUCUGGCUCGAUUUCUUUUGAACAGCCACUAUAUUGGAACUAAGUCUGUGGCUGCUCUUACUGUGAUGACCGGUUCCCCCUCAGGAGCAAAAUUGUCCAUUCAGUCAUCUGCAUUUGCUCCCACAACCGAUGCACACUCAUUCCAACCUCAGGUUAAAACCCUGGUCUCACCCUCCGUAGAUGCCAAACAGCAGCUACAAAGGAAGAUCCAGAAGAAGCAGCAAGAACAGAAACUGCAUUCUCCACUCCCUGGUGAAGCUCAGGCCAGGAGGGCAGAUGGGGGCAUAACUCCUGGGGUAGGGACAGGCAUACCCUGUGGAAGUCCUGCUCUUCUUUCACCUCAACCUAUUGGAAUUGUGGUUGCAGCUGUUUCCAGCCCUAUCACGGUUCAGAGGAGCAGGCAGUUGUUGUCUCCUAGUCCUGUUCCCAUGGGAGCUGCAGACAGCAAAGUUCUUCCUGUAAACUUUCAAAUGGUUACCCAGUCAGUGCAGCCUGUGAAGCAGUGCCCCAAGACACCUCGUAAUAUCUCGGCUAGUCCGAUAAGCGAUCGGUCAGCCCGUCACCGGUAUGCCCAAAUCCUGCCCAAGCCAUCUGCCUCAAGUGGCAUAACCCUGCGCUCACCAACAUUGCUUAUCACCAACAGCCCCAUCAAGACAGUAAUGUCAACUCCGCACGUCAGUUCGGUCAAUGUAGUUAAGAUGACGACCAUAUCUCUGGGCUCUAAUGGCAGUGGGAUCAGCACACCUGCUGAUACUCCUGCCAGCAACAAAGUCAGACCCGCAUCUGCUGGAGUUGCCAGCCUCAAUGACGAUCCACAGCCAGUUACGCGUGUUCGCAGUGGGUCUAUAGCGGCAAUGCCAUCUAUUUUGGCAAGGUCAGGGCGCUCAACAUCCACGAUCCCUGCCAUCGACACUAAAACAAAUACUGAAGCCAUAAUUGGAAGUGGUCAAGAGCACGGUGGUACGAGUAGACUGGCAACUCUGGACACCGUUUGUGGUGUACAGCGGUCAGGGAUAUUCAAACCCAGAGUGGCUAGCAUACACACUCCUCUUGACAAGGGCUCUCUGGGAUUGGACACUUUAACAGGGACCAAAUGCAAUGAGAGGACACUCCUUAGUGUCAAUACUCUGGCUGCUGGCAGCAAUAAUAUGUCCAACACUAAUAAAAGCACUUUGUACCAGAACACAAAUAGCACUCAGUCAAACAGUGGUAAUGCGGUUGUGACAUCACCCAAAGAUGCAGUGUUGGCAUCCAAGAGCCCUCACAAAAGACCUGGCUUAUGCACUGAUUUGAGCCCAACACCUGUUAAAAAAGCCCACAUUUCUGUGCUACCAGCAGGUGGAUCCGAUGGACUGAAGUCGAAUGUAAUGGUGAAGCAAAUUCCAAGAUCAAGCACUCCUAUAAGGCCAGAAAGUGCACCUCUCACAGCCACAGGCAAAGCUACUGCAUGUCUGGUCAGGAAUACUGGCUUCCAGACAGUUCGCAGGCCUCAAAGCAUCUCCCAGGGAAGAUGGCAAGGAGCUUCAUCAGUAAGGGAUUAUAGAGUUUCUGUCACCUCUACAGCAAGUCAGGAUACUUCAGUGAGGAAUACCAUGUUUCAAACUGUUUGCAGACCUCGAAGCAUCUCCCAAGGGAGAUGGGAAGGAUCUUCAACAGGUGUCGAAGUUAGAGCUGUGGUCACCCGAACUGUUAGCGCUCCAGGUCAAGCUUUGCUACAACAAGUAACCAAAAACUCACAGGAUUUGCUUAUAGACCAGUCUGACUCUUCUGCAGCAUGUGAACUGAAGAGUGUAUUUUGGGAUAGUGAGCUGCAACAUGGUACUCAACAACAUCAGGAAGUUUAUGGCCUGCAAAUGGUGUCUGAGCCAAAGCAAAUGUCCACCCCAGUGAUGGAGCCCCUUCCUGCAAUUGCUCGAGCCUCUCCUUCCAACCAGCAGGCUCAAAUGAGUGACUAUGGAACCCAGGCCAACCUUAGCUACUUUCCAUUUGAUGAUGACAUGACCCAGGAUAGCAUUGUUGAGGAACUUGUACAAAUGGAAGAGCAGAUGAAAAUUAACAAUAGCAUACAAAGUUUCAGCAACUGUGUGGAUAAUUCACUGCAAGGCCAGCAACAAACCAUGCAGACUACCAUGAUGUCUUCCCUCCAGACCAACACCCUGUAUUACAGCUCUGCUCAUAGCAGCAGCACCCCAAUCCAAACACCCACUCCUACACCUACUCCUACUUCUGAGAUGAUAGGAAGUGGUCACGGUAUGAUGCACGAAAGCCCCUGUUCACGCUUAGCCCCAACCACUCCGGUCGACAGCGCUCUUGGAAGUAGUCGACAAACACCUAUUGGCACGCCACACUCCAACUGCAGCAGUAGUAUCCCACCAAGCCCUGUGGAAUGCAGGAACCCUUUUGCCUUUACUCCUAUUAACUCCAGCAUCACUGGAUACCACGAUGGAAGUACCGUCUCCUCAAGCCCUGUAAAGCCCAUGCAAAGACCAAUGGCCACACAUCCAGAUAAGACUAAACUGGAAUGGAUGAACAGUGGGUACAGUAACAGUGGUGGGAACACCAACAAUGGCAUUAGCAUUCUGCCCACCUACCAAGACCUAGUAGAUGACCACUUUCGAAAGCCUCACGCCUUUGCCAUCCCGGGCCAGACCUGUCAGUCUCAAACCAGACAUCAUGACACUCAUAUCAGCCGCCUGACACCCAUUUCGCCCGUCCAACAGCAAGUGGCAAGCAUGGCUAGCCUCAACAAGAAAGAGGGUUUUGCUGUUCCAGCACCCCUUGACAACAGGGCCAGCUCAGGGUCUGGAACAUUUCGAUGCCGCAGCGUUAGCCCAGCAGUCAGGCAGCGCAACUUGAGCGGGACCCAAAAUCCCAAUGUUCCCCACUCUGUGGUCUCUCCUUUCAACUCACCUGUAACACCUGAAGUGCUAAACAUCUUUUCUAACAGUGACCCUGAUGCAAGCAUCAGCAGCAUGGCACAGAGGAGUCAGUCUGUUCCAGUCACCGUGAUGAUGCAGUCUGAGGUUCUACCCAUGCAAGCAGGCCAGCAGAUGAAUACCAAAAACAUCACCAAUGUCCUCAUCAACAAAAUGGAUGGCGAUGGAGAUGACUCUGUGCGUGGCAUCGGAAUCAACAACAUGCCGUCCAACUACACUGCCCGCAUGAAUCUUACCCAGAUUCUGGAGACCACCACAGUGCUCAGCUUUCCUGGUAGUGCCAGCCACCAAGCUCUGAUCUCGCCUUGUUCAUCAGCCUUUGAGUCCCAGAAGCCUGGUUACCUCAUGAAAAAUGCCAGAGAGGAGCUGAUGAGCUUCUCUGUAGACGAAAGCCAAGCACAAUCAGCCUCAGGGGAGCACCAGCCGCCACAACAGCAGCAGCACUUAGGCAGACGGCAGCUCCUUGGGCAGGGACAGCAGAGUCAGGCAAUGCUGUUGCCUCUACAGCAAAACCUCCAACAACAUCAGCACCAGCAACCCUUGGAUUUAGACAGAACUGUUAAAGAUCUUUUACAUGAGGAAAGCUUGAAUGCUGGCUCACAGCUUGUGGGUCAAGGAUCAGAGCUCAGUGCUGGGAGUUCAGAGUUUCCCAGCGAUAUGCGACUAACCUCUGAGCUUACCGGUAGCAUAAAUGACUUAAAUACAUUGGACACCAACCUUCUUUUUGACCCCAGUCAACAGCAAGGACAAUAUGAAGACUCGACACUGGAAGAACUGAAGAACGACCCACUUUUUCAACAAAUAUGCAGCGAGACUGUGAAUUCUGCAGGCUUUGACUGGUUGGAGAGCAAAGACCAGGCAACAGUGGAAAUGUUGGGUUAAUUUGUGCUUUUGUGUUGUUUUGCUAUUUGGAUGGGUUUCUAUGUAUGUAUUUUUGAAAUCUCAUCAACGUAUGUAUUCGUCUUGUCGUGCAGCACCUACUGCUAUAAGCCCCUGGAUGUCACAACACAGGUCCAUAUUGAAGUGCCAGGCUUAACAGAAAUGAUUGCCCUUUCAAGAUUGCUGGUUCUUUGUCUCAAUGGUUAGUGAGAAACAGGCUAAACUAGAAGUACUGUCACAUUUGUCCUGCUCUUUCUCACCAGUUUUGCAAGAAAACACGUCAGAGCUUUACAUAAGAAGUCAUCUGAGAAAUUUUUAUGCCUCUACACUGUUUUGUGCAUUCAGUGACACAACUUUUAUAUAACCCUUUGAACAUUUUGCAGUAAAAGGGCAUUGUAUGGAAGAUUGGAAAAUAACUUCUUUUUAACCCUUUAUCUUAAAGAAAAAUAUUUGUAUUUUGAGGUUACACCAGCUAUAUGAGGUACUGUACCUCAUCUAAUUAGCUUUUUCACUCUGUAAACAAAAUCGGUGCUUCCAUGUGCAGAAAAUCUGCUUUGAACAUGAUGAACAUCUGUAUUGUCUUUCAGUAAACAAAUAAUAAGGGAAGAUCCCAUUAGCAAUGUUAAGCUUUCAGGUGAUGCUUAAUAUUGAAAUACAGCAGCUUAUACCUGCAGCCGCUGUUUACAAAGUAAUAACUUAUUGCACACAAAUGUGCCACCAUGUUGGAAUUCGUAACGUGAGCCAGUAAGCAAUUUACAUUUGCAGCUUUAUUCUUAUUGUCAACCACUAUGUCAGUUGGGAAGUAUGCAUCUACUUGCACAAAAUCGCUUGUUACGUUAAAUGAAUAAAUGAGUGCACUUUUGGAAUUUAAAUUUACUUAUGCUAAUAUUUAACUAAAUUGAAAGGUAAAAAUAUUGACUCGUGUAGGGUUUUUUCCCCCUAAGCUGCAUCUCAGGUUUCCCCAACCUCUAGAUUGGAAGAUAUCAAUCAGAUUUUAUCCAAUAGAACAGGCUGAUGAAUAAGCACGGCACUGGUUAUUGCACUAGCUGGCACCUUUAUAUUGCAUUUACAAUUUGAAUAUGGUUUUAAAAUGGAAGAAUUAGAAGGAAAAAUUGGUUGGGUAAUCAUAACUAAUGAAACCAAAAUGCCAAAGUGGAGUAUUGUUGUGGGAAAAAAAAAAGUUAUAGGACAGUUGUCAAACUAUCCCAAAUGUUUGUUUUAUUGUUAACUAUGCAUUUAUGUGGCCAAGAAAUAGAUGGGUAGCCACUUUUCUGACUCUUUUAAUUUUCCCCAAUGUCAUUUGGCAGUUUGCAUAAAUGAGAUUCAUUGAAGUAUAUAUUCUCUCGUGCACAUGCCUUGUUUUGGCAUUUUCAACGACUGUUUUAUACUUGAGCACUUCAUUCAGGAACUUCUUUAUAACGCACUAAUAAAGAGCCUUUACCCCUUAAUCAAAGUAUCGCACCAGCUGUAAAAACAUCAGGAAACUGAAAAUACCCAGAUCACAUUACAAAUAAAUGAGCUCAGUGCUAAUAUCAUCAGAUAGCCCCCUGCCCCCACUCGCUUUGAAAGCUGGAAUGAAGACAUUUAAUUCAAAGGGCCAUUACUGUACCAUGUUGUACUGAGGUACUUGAUUAGUAGUCUGCUUUCAGAAUCUUACACUUUGAUACACUUUGUUGCUGAGUGUGGUAGUUAUUGAAUUCCAUCUUAGCCUUACUUCCAUACCAAAGACAAGUUUUGUAAUUACUGAGAAAAAAUAGAAGGACUUCUACCGUUUUAGUAUCACCACUUUCAGAUUCAAUUCUUACCCCAGUUUUUAAGCAUGUUUUAAAAUGCAUUUAUGAAAAUGUCACCCAGGAUUAAAUGGGGCCAAGAUUGUGGGGUUGAAAAGGGAAUUUGUUUUAUGCAUAAUUGUCAUUUGCAUACGACCACUGUAGCACUUGAAUUUUAUUUACAUGACAUGUCAGAUUUCAUGCUUCUGGGAUUUAUAGCAGGACAGUUCUUAGGAGAUGAAGAAAGUCCACAAUGGAAUUUCUGUUUGUUGUGACGCUCUGUAAAUAAGCUCCAUUUAUAAAAGGAAAAAAU